GCAGUGCCACCCUCUAAACUACUCGGAAUGGCAGUUUUUGUGCUUUUCUGACCUGCCGCAGACGCCCUUAACAGUAUUCACUUUAAUCAUUUUAACCCGCAUUCUAAAUCGAUGUAAACAAACCACUGAUAGACGUCAAAAAAGCGAGGUUAUGCUCGCCCGUGCAAAACCUUAUAAUUUUUUAUAUUUCAUAAUUUGUUGUUCAGGAUUUGAAGAUUGCAAUCAAAAUAAUAGCAGAAAAUUUCUACAAAUCUAUUUUGAAAUGCGACUUUUACUUCUACGUCGCGGCAUUGAACAACUUGCCGGAAGUGUUGGGUUUCAACCUUACUUGAGACAGAAGUCAAUACCGUCGAUGUCAAUUCGCCAGCUAAACACAAAAUCGGUAGCUUAUGCUAUGGAAAAACAACUGCAAAUUGGAGCUCAUCAAAUAAACUUUGUCAAAGUUGGCAAUGGCGAGAAAGGAUUAAUUUUAUUACCUGGAGCAUUAGGUACCGCCUGGACAGAUUUCAAACCACAAAUUGAGCAACUUCCUAGUCUACUUCCAAGCCAUACUGUAAUAGCGUGGGAUCCUCCUGGCUAUGGUAAGUCUCGACCUCCGGAGAAGCAGUUUGGACUCGAUUUUUAUGAGCAAGAUGCAGACUCUGCAUUCCAUUUGAUGGAAAAAUUUGGCUUUGAAAAGUUUUCAAUCCUCGGCUGGAGUGAUGGUGGAAUUACCGGUCUGAUAAUGGCAGGCAGAAAACCAACGCAGGUGGAAAAGCUAGUUGUAUGGGGUGCCAACGCAUAUAUCACACAAAAAGAAGCUGAUAUUUACCAGAGUAUCCGCGAUGUGAGUAAAUGGUCCAGUCGUAUGCGAGAGCCUAUGGAAGCCAUAUAUGGGAAGGCAGAUUUUCCGCGAAUCUGGUCGGCCUGGGUUGACGGAAUGCUUCAAAUCUAUCGGAAGAAGAAUGGAGACAUAUGUAAGGACGUAUUAGAAAAUAUUCGAGCUCCCACUUUUGUCCUCCACGGAGCUCUAGAUCCCAUGAUUGUACCCGAGCACGUACCACACCUUUUAAACACAAUCCCAACUACCGAGUUGCACGUUUUUCCUGACGGUAAACAUAACAUUCAUUUGAAAUACUCGAAAGAAUUCAACAAACUGGUCAGCGGUUUUAUAAAUCUUUAGUAACGUGGUACGUGACAACAUAAAAGUCUUCACAUUGUUAUAAAGUUUUCUACGUCGUUAUCCAUUUACCGCUGAAGAGAUUUAAACAAACCAGAAAUUUUAGCGUAAAAAAUAAGUACUGAUGCGCCAUGAAAAUAUAAAGGUAUCAGAUCGCUCUAUCACAGUGAUGGCCAAACUGCGGCCCGCAUGUGGCCCUUCAUGAUGAUUCGUGCGGCUCGCGGACUGAUUUGAAAG
Messenger RNA from Sabethes cyaneus, 1396 nucleotides. RefSeq names its product valacyclovir hydrolase. Bases 152 to 1162 code for a protein of 336 amino acids. Lineage: Eukaryota; Metazoa; Arthropoda; Insecta; Diptera; Culicidae. The transcript is spliced from 3 exons. The record is from RefSeq and is a predicted model, not a curated record.